GACGAAAAAAAGGGCCCCUGUCGCUCCUAUUCCUCCUCCUCUUCUUCCUCUGUUUGUUAUUCUAUUUAUUGUCAUAUCUCACUGGUGGCCAUGAAGGGGGGUGAUGAUGAACGAGGUUGAGAUAGUCCACACUCUUGUUGCUGGCGGUGCUAAGGUGCAGCCAAACGACAAGAACACGAAGUACAUGUUGAGGAAUUACAAGGGAGGCGAGGCCGAAUCAGAUGUACAUUGUGGUCAUGCAUCAUGUGGAGAGGAAGGCUCGGAAGAUCUGCAGACAGACGAGCCCGAGCCACCGCCUGUUGCAGGGUGGGCAGUUGCCCGCAUUGCAAACAUGCUUUCUGAUGCACUUGAUGAGGCUGUUGGAGUUGUAGGUGCAGCGGACGGCGGAGGCGGGGAGGAAGGGCAAGGGUCCACAACGCGAAUGUCUACCUUGAGACAGACCACUAUGCGACGGUGGGUGGACAAUGCGGCGCAGAAGAAGCUGGACAUUGCAUGGGCGGAGGCCAUGUUCAGGGCUGGUGUCGCUUUCAAUUUCUUGAACAUGGACACAACUCAGACACUGCACGCCGUGCACUUGGAGGUAGCCAACUCGAGGCUGAAGGUGAAGCUCCCAUCGUACAACUACAUGAGGACGGUCAUGUUAGACAUCAUCUACAUGAAGAUCCAAAAGGAGGUGAACCCGAUGACGAGCUGCAGGGACUUGACUGGAUGCACGUUCAUCACUGACGGGUCAACUGACCGCAUGAAUCGGCCAGUGAUGAACUUCUUGGCCGCGGGGGAGCAAGGGGCGGUGCUCAUGGCGAUGGUGACAAUGAGUGGUAGGAAGAAAAAUGUAGUGGCGUUGGCAAAGUUGUGGGAGCAAGUAAUGAGGGAGAUUGGAUUGCAACGCAUCAAUACGAUCUACACCGACAACGGUGAAGUUAACAAGAAGGCAGCGCAGAUCCUACAACAACGCAAUGACGUGGCCAAAAUUCCAUGGGUUCCUUGCGGAGCACACUGUUGCAGUCUCCUCCUCAAGGAUUUGGCCAACCUAUCUUGGAUCAAGGGCACAGUGAAAACCACAAACACAAUCGUGAAGUUCAUCCGGAAUCAUCAUGCCACACACGACUUGAUGAUGACUGUUGAUGACUUGUUGUCUUUGCUUCGUCCAACGAAAGUCCGGUUCGGAUCUGUGUAUCAGAUGCUCCACCGGCUAGCAGACACAGAGGAUGUUCUUGUCGAGAUGGUGGAUGGGAGGUCGGCUGGAAAGUGGAGAGCGUUGAGAUGGUCAUGGGACAAGUUGCGCCGGAGAGCCGACCUCGUGUACUACAGAAGUGGACACGGCGUGGAGUUUUUGCUGCACCUCCACAAUGACCCGGACGAGGAAGCGGCCACUCGUGCAAAGGAGAUGGCGGAUAGGGAUCGUGAAAUCGUGGACAGGCGGGUCACUGAGGAGGAGGCCCAUCGUGCAGCGAUCCCUGCCCGCAAGGAGAGGGAGAGGCGUGCUGCACAACAGGAAAAGCGCGGGGGCGAGGCCUUGAAGGAAAUGGACGGGGAUGUCCAGCCUGCCGUGGACAAGGGCGAGCAGCGACAAGGGGAGCCCACAGACGCAGCAGAAGAGCUGCAAGCAGCGGUUGCUGUGUACACGCGCAGGCCCCGCCCAUGCGUGGAGCAACAAGUGGGAGUGGAGGGAGAGACCACCGACCAGCAUGUUGCAAUCAGAGAGAGGGGGAAGGAGCAGCAGGAAGAGCAGCAGGCAGCAGAGGACAUCGGCACACCCCCUUUCCGUGAAUUGAACGAUGCUCUCCACCACGACAACCUCUGGAAGAGCAAGGCAGGGAGGAAGAGGAAGGCAGCAGUGGAGGAGUCCCCAAAAGCGCCCCGGCGUGGCCCUGGAAGCCCAGAAAAAGAAAGAUAGUYGAGAAGACUGCGUCGGAGCACGGAAGCCGCAACACU
Molecule: messenger RNA, 1935 nt
Organism: Chara braunii
Lineage: Eukaryota; Viridiplantae; Streptophyta; Charophyceae; Charales; Characeae
Source: the annotation of a GenBank genome assembly